Messenger RNA from Ostrea edulis (European flat oyster), 3633 nucleotides. RefSeq names its product kinesin-like protein KIF11-A. The record is from RefSeq and is a predicted model, not a curated record. Gene Ontology annotation, cellular component: spindle microtubule; nucleus. The transcript has 22 exons. Gene Ontology annotation, biological process: microtubule-based movement; mitotic spindle assembly. Gene Ontology annotation, molecular function: plus-end-directed microtubule motor activity; ATP binding; microtubule binding. Lineage: Eukaryota; Metazoa; Mollusca; Bivalvia; Ostreida; Ostreidae. The coding region runs from base 124 to 3303 and encodes 1059 amino acids.
GAAAGAUUUUUCUAAAUAUAACAAUCAAUUUGAUAUCUUUAUUUUCAUUGGUUGACUUCAAAAUAGCCAGGCAUUUUCAAAACAGAAGGGAGGGCAACAAAUAUUAGAAUAAGAGUUAGGAAAAUGAAGAGCAAACCAGAUAGAGAGAAGAAUCAAAAUAUACAAGUGUCUGUUCGAUGCAGGCCUAUCAAUGAAAUUGAAAGAAAACAAGCCUCUUACUCUGUCGUGGAAUGUAAUGGUGAAAAGAGAGAAGUGACAGUGAAGGAAAGACUGGGAGUUAACCCUAACACAAAAACCUUCUUUUUCGACCAUGUGUUUCCACCAGCAGCGAAACAGCUUGACGUGUACAAAAAAGUUGUCACACCAAUCAUUGAUGAAGUGCUGUUGGGAUACAACUGUACCAUAUUUGCAUAUGGACAGACGGGCACAGGCAAAACUUUUACAAUGGAGGGGGGAAGGGCAGAUGGUCAAGAUGUGUCUUGGGAAAAAGACCCAAUGGCUGGCAUCAUCCCAAGAGCCAUGUUUAACAUAUUUGAGCAGCUGUCAAAAUCACAGGAUAUUGAAUUUUCGGUGAGGGUGUCCUUCCUGGAGCUGUACAAUGAGGAACUCUUUGAUUUGCUAGGGUGCUCAGAAGAUGCCCUCCGUCUCAAGAUCUACGAGGACAGUACAAAAAAGGGAUCAGUCAUUAUACAAGGAUUGGAGGAGGUUGUUGUCAGGAAUAAGUCAGAAGUGUUUGAAAUCUUGGAGAGAGGAUCAGCUCGAAGACAGACGGCAGCGACAUUAAUGAAUGCCACCUCUAGUCGAUCUCACACAGUCUUUUCUGUCACCAUUCACAUCAAGGAGAACACAAUCGAUGGGGAAGAACUCCUAAAAACAGGAAAACUCUAUCUGGUGGAUUUGGCUGGAAGUGAAAACAUUGGUCGUUCCGGUGCAGUGGACAAGCGAGCCCGAGAAGCCGGGAACAUUAACCAGAGUCUGUUGACUCUGGGGCGUGUUAUUACAUCCCUUGUGGAACAUGCACCUCACAUCCCAUACAGAGAGAGUAAGCUGACUCGUCUAUUACAAGACUCGCUUGGAGGAAGAACAAAGACCUCGAUCAUUGCCACCAUAUCUCCUGCUUCCUGCAAUCUUGAGGAGACACUAAGUACCCUGGAUUAUGCUUUCCGGGCAAAGAACAUCCAAAAUCAACCAGAGGUGAACCAGAAACUGACUAAGAAGGCGCUACUGAGGACCUACAAUGAAGAAAUAGAGAGACUGAGGCGAGAUCUUCAGGCCGCGAGAGAGAAAAAUGGCAUCUAUUUAGCGGAGGAAAAUUACAUUGCUAUGCAGACUAAGAUCAGACAGCAGGAGGAUGUUAUUCACGACAUGGAAGAACAGUUAGAAGGUCUCACGAAGGAAAGAGACAAGGUCAAUGAAUUGUUUGAGACUACACAAAAAGAGCUUGACGAGACAAACAAGAAAUUGACAAAGACAACAAACCACCUGGUACGUACAACAGGUGCUCUGGAGGAGACCGCACAGGUCCUAGAAUCGACAGUGAAGGAACGGGAGGAACAGCGCUACCUGGUGUCACAUCAUGUCAAUGCUGAGAACUGUCUUUAUGGGGAGGCAACUGAGUUAAUGUCCACUGUCCAGUCUACAAUAUCAGAUGUACACGGACUGCACGACAAACUAGACAGAAAGCGAUCAGUGGAGAGACACAAUGAGCAAUGUCAGACGGACUUUCAGGGGGCCUUCAACAAAGAGAUCAACACUAUAGAGAGAAAGCUGGAUGCCUUUGUACAGUCACAGAAAGGCUACCACUCGGACCGCACUAAGAUGAUAGCUGACAUGUUGGAGAAGGGGAGAACUGAAACAAACACACUCGGUGAUUUGGUCACUAGUUUCAAUGGCAGACUGAAUGAACACUUAACCUCUUUGCACCAACACACUGACACACAGACAGAAUGCAGGUUGGUCUGGAUGGAAAAAACUCGUGCAGAUUCCCAAAAUACACAGACAUCAGAGGAGUGUAGGAACCAGCAGUUCUAUCAGGAAACUUUUUUAACUUUGAUUAAAAGUUCACAAGAAAGACUGGAGAUGUCUACCCGGGUCUUGCAGCAGGAGUUAGAGAGAUUCCAGGAGCAGAAAAAAGAGUUUGAACAGACAACACAGUGUUGGACCAACUCCAUCUCAGAACACCUGUCUAAAGUGAAAAGCAUGGUAGGAGAGUUCUCUAACGAGACAAACCAGAAACUGGGCUCUCUGGAGCAGUCUCAGAGCGAGAUGAACGAGCUGGAUGAGGAAUUGGAAAAAAUUCUGAUCAAGAAGCGAAAGCUUUUGAGUCAGUCUCAGACAACGACGAAAGACACUCACAGUCGACUGGACAAGUUCUCGGGCGAAAUCAGCAUGGAAAUUGACACUCUGGACAAUCAUUGUCAUGAGAGUGGGAAGUCCAUUGUAAAGAAUUUUCAGGAGACGUUUCUUUCUCACGGAGAGGAAAUCUCAAAGGUCUCCAGUGAAUUAGACAUCUGCAAGGAUACUAGUCAACAGAUUUCUGACAAAGUUAAUGAAAAUAUGGAGCAGGGCAACAGGGUGUUGAGAAGCUAUGUAGAGAGGCUUGGUGAAUGUGUAGAAACAGAGAAAACAGUGGUUACGUCGGCGAAAGAAUCUCACCAACAAAUGGUGGAGGAUCUGAAAACAGACUGUGACUGCAGCUUAGACAAGAUAUCAAUUACUAAAGGUGUCAUGAGAAAAUUAGUAGAAUCUUCGUCAGCUGAUCUAUCCAAUCAGAGUAGUCAGAGUAAUGAUCACAUGCUACAGUGGUCCAAUCAGCUGCAAACAGAUCUAGGAAAUCGAGUGGAGGAUAUAAAUGCUUUCUUACAAGAGAAGAUGAAAAAAGACAUACCAACAGGGAGCACCCCGCAGAGGAGGGAUGUGACAUACCCCCAGAAUCUGACGAGGACCAGUCGCCAUGAGGAGCUUCUGGAGGAGUAUGGCUUUCAGCCUCCACCAAUCAAAGCCAACCUUAUGAGAAGUCUAGAACUGGCUGCCCAGGAGGAGGAAACUGAGGGUGAAAUUAACCAGAUGGAAAGCUCAAGCCAAGCAUCAAACAAGGAUAUACCGGACGAUGUUAGUGAGGCUGGUAGUGAUAUGUCGUGUUCCUCCACAACAUCAGGGAUGUCUGUGUACAGCUAUUCCAGCAAGACAUCAGAAACCAAAGAAAAUAUGAUGAAGAAGCCUAGAAAAGUGAAAAUAAACAGCUCCAACAUUACUCCACGAAACAAGACCAGGCUGCCACUGCGAUCUAGCAACAAUGAUUGAAAGACAAGUAGCUCAGGAAAUGGAAAAUGAAUUUUCUAAUGUGUGGUUUUUUUAAAUUCUGAAAACAGUAACAUUGGAUUGGAAAUGUUUGUGCAAUACUUCUUGGCUGUUUUUAGUAGCGUCGCUGUGUGAGUGGAAACGCAGUCCAUGUGAAACAUACCAUGUACAGAUGUGAUCGCUAUAUUUCAGUUUUCUUCUCUGUAUUGCUAUCCUUAUUUCUGCCUUUUAUUGUCUAUUUCAUUGUCUGGUUCUUUUAUAGAUUAUACAUAAACUUAAUUGUAUUGAAUCAUGUAUAGAGAAAGCGAGGAAAAAUAAACCGUGAAGCUAAAA